Corapipo altera (White-ruffed manakin) is the source of this 437-nucleotide messenger RNA. RefSeq names its product cohesin subunit SA-3-like. The record is from RefSeq and is a predicted model, not a curated record. The annotation marks the transcript as partial. The transcript is spliced from 4 exons. Lineage: Eukaryota; Metazoa; Chordata; Aves; Passeriformes; Pipridae. Gene Ontology annotation, molecular function: chromatin binding. Gene Ontology annotation, biological process: sister chromatid cohesion. Gene Ontology annotation, cellular component: chromatin; cohesin complex; nucleus.
AGGAGACCGAGGACCAGAUCCAGGCACUCCCUUGGAUUUUCCAGGAGGUCCUGGGGGUCUCCAGAGGGUUUUCCAGGAGGUUUUUUGGGGUUCUCCAGGAGGUCCUGGGGGGUCUCCCUUGGACUAUCCCGGUGGUCCUGGGGUUCUCCCGAGGCCCUGGCAUUCCCAGAAUUCCCGGAAUUCCCGGAAUUCCCAUUCCUUUUGCAGAGGAGGCCGAGGGCCGGAUCCAGGAUCUCCACCGGCGCCGGCAGCUCCUGGCGGGGUUCUGCAAAGUGCUGCUGCACGGGGGGCUGGAGCUGCGCCGCGCCUCCGACGUCUUCAAGCACUACUCCAAGUUUUACGGGGAUUUCGGGGACAUCAUCAAGGAGACGCUGCGCUGGACGCGGGACCGGGAUCGCAUGGAAUGGGCCCGGACCCUCCUGCUCAGCCUCCAGCAG